GUACGGUACAAACCUCCAACUGCUCUCCUGCGCCAUCUCCUUCAUUCAAUACCCCACCAUCUCUCGCUCGAUUUCUUCUUGACCCGUCUCCACCAGCUUCUCUCACUCACUCCGUUCCCACCAUAUCCCUCUCAUUCGAUUUGUUCCUGACUCCGCGACCCUCUCUCACUCUGCCACCGUACCCUCUCUUACUCGCUGUCUCUCUCACUCAGUCCGGGCGGCCCAGAGCCAGAGCCACCGCCGGCCGGGUCCAUCUAUUAUGGAAAUGGGGUUCACCGAUUUAGUUUCACACAGAUGAGAUGGUAUCACUUCAGGGUUCUAAUUUUGCAUCUGUUAAUAUAUAUAUAUAUGUUUAUGUAUGUAACGUAUAUCUGUGUGUUUGUGUAAAAUCUUGAUUUUUGGUGUAUGUGAUCGGUGGAGUUUAAAAUGGAAGCUCUCCUUCCUCUUUUUAGACGAUUGUGAUUCAUUAUUCUCUUGAACACUUUCUAUGGAAUUAAUUUUCAAUACUUGUCUGAUAUGCCACUUUUAUUGUCAUCUUUAUGUGGUAAUAUUACAUUACCUAUUAGUUUAUAACACUGCCACAAAAUGACAUCCGGGUUUGGUUCGGGUGUCAAAUUAAGGAGUAGUUGCUCAACAUGUAUACCAUAUAUAAAUUAAAAACAAAGCAUACAAUUUAUAUGGUUCAGUCAUAGUAAAAACAAACCUUUGUGGUGUUCCUUAAAUUCUACACAGAGGAGACGGUAAUGGGGCAACAAUCCUGAGAGAAAUAUUAGAGAAGAGGAUUAACUUUUAUGAAUUCACGAGUUCAACUGAAAUUAAUCUCAGAUUCUAUCCAUUUUUUCUUCAGUGUUGGAGUUAGAUGAGUCUGUUGAAAGAUGAGCAGAGUGCAUGAGAAUAAUGGAACGAUUUCUAAGUAUUUGUAUGGACUGAGUUGGUUAAUGUGAAAAUUUGUGUCUUAGGUAGAGUUGUUACAAUGUCUGGUCUUAUUUAGAUUAUAAUCUUUUCUGGAAAGAUGGAACUCUUCACUAUGAAAAGAUGCGACUGUUUCCAUUUUUUUAUUAAAAUUUAUUAUGUGAAAAGUUAUCACUGUUAGCAUUACAACCUUUUCAAUAAUAGAGAUAUGGGAUCUUUGAUUGUGUUGUCCUGGUAUUGAAAUAUAUAUGGUCAUUUUCAACAUAGAAAUAAUAAUGAUGAUGAUGAUGAUGAUGAUCCAUGGUCUUUUCUGUGCAAUUAUGAAAUUAAAUAGACCUUUCAUGUUUUUUAACAUGGGAAAGUAGGUUUCGGGUUCCACGUUUCGCAAGAUACUUUAUAAGCAUUUAUGGAUAUGCAUUAUGGGUCAUUAGAAAAUUAUGUUUUGUAUUGUUAAUGCUUUCUAUUUUAAAUUUUUAUUUAUGUAAUUAUUUAUGUAUUUUGCUCAUAACUCAUGUUUGUGAAUUAAUCAAUUUAGCUAUUAUAAGUUGUUGAUUUUGAUCACAUCCCUUUAUGCUUCUCGCCCACUGGAAGCAUGUUCAAUUUUUGGAUAUUAAAAGUUAAAAAGGCUUCACAUACAGUGUUUUGCCUCAUCGUAAUGUUUGUGUGAUAAGCAUCCUAUAUAUAACUAUUUGAAUUAUAGUAUAUGAUUACUAUCUUACCAUUGUCUUAUAAAAGAGAAAUUCAAAUUAGCUGCUUACUUUGCGAGAACAAAGCGGUUCUAAGUAGUUUCGUUAUCCCAAGAGUGUUCUUAAGAGAAAUGUUGUAUUAAAAGUAUGUAGGUGUUGACAUUGAUGAGAAGAGUUGCCGACCACGGUAACGACAAAGGAAAGCUACGGAAGUAAUGUUGACCACAGUGCUGGGAAGGGACUGUGGGUUUGGCUAGGCACGGUGGCUGGUGGAGUCAGCUGACAGACACCGGUGCCGCCCCGCCUCUGCUUCUCAAGCUCACAGAGGCUGCCCCUCCUCAACCAGCUCUCAUUGGCAAUGGUCCCUCAGUCGAGUCCUGGACCACGUUGCAUACAGUAAAAGAAAAUAUACAAUAUUUGGCUGGAGCUGAAGAGAAAAGACAUAGGCUUCCGUGGUAAUAUCCUUGCCCCUAUAUCUUAUAGAAGUUAUGGAGAAGGAAGGAGUAGUAGAAAGCUAUCUUGAACUUUCGAUUUCUGUUCAGUCAUGUCGAAAGUGCAAGAAGAGAAGUACGACAUUAAAGAAGAAGGUAGAGAUAGAGGCGGAGGAGACUAUCAUGGAAGAAGGUUGCCAAUGCUGUAGCCGCAAGGUUAGGGUUUCAAAGUUUGACUACUCGGUGGAGAAUCACUUAAACGCCAUGGACAGAAUAUCUGAGCUUUGUGGAGAGGCAGUGAAGGAAGGUAGUGGACUCGACGAGUACGAAACUCAGCGAUUAUCUUCCUCAAUCACUUUCUUAAGAGAAUGGAGGGUAUUUAAUUAUGAGCCAAGAGAUGUAAAAUUUGCGUGUGAAGCCGAAGGUGUCACUAGUAGAAUCAACUUGCCACAGUUUUCUUCAGCAACAGUGCCUCAAGAGAGGCUACAUGGAAAUAUUACAUCUAUGGAGCCCAAAGACUUUAUAUUAUAUGUUGGAGGGUCUGUUUGGAGUUUGGAUUGGUGUCCAAGAGUCCAUGAGAAUCCUGAAUCUAGGGUUAAACGUGAGUUUAUUGCUAUUGCUGCUCAUCCUCCUGGAUCUUCUUAUCACAAGAUAGGUGCCCCACUUUCUGGCAAAGGACUUGUUCAGAUAUGGUCUCUUUUGAAUAUUAGUGAGGAAGAGGGAGAGAUUCCUCCCCUGGAGAAGCUAAAACAAGGGCGUAAGAAAAGUGUCAUCACCAAGACAAAACCGAAUGCAAUAAAGAGGCCUAGAGGAAGACCUAGGAAGAACCCACUAAUAGAACAUACAACUGCUGGGAUGGAUUGCGAAGACCAAUAUAUUGAACCCUUCUUCACCCAGGUUUCAGAGAAUGCUUCGAACUUGCUCACCAUUGAAGGUGUUCCUGGCUAUACUCAAGAAGCUUUUCCAUCAGAAAACAUUGAUCAACAAAUACAAGGGAAUUCUAUAGAGGAUUGCAGAGGUAGUAAUGCCUCAAAUGAUGGUCUAUUUGAAAUUAGCUCGACUAGUAGUUCAAUUCCAAACGAUGUUGCUCUGCCGAGAGUUGUGUUAUGCCUAGCUCACAAUGGAAGGGUUGUAUGGGAUUUGAAAUGGCGACCUUCUAAUACAAAUGAUCCCACCUGCAAGUAUCGAAUGGGCUUUCUUGCUGUCUUAUUAGGAAAUGGAUCUUUAGAAGUGUGGGAGGUUCCUCACCCUAAUACUAUUAAGGUACUCUAUACUUCUUUGCAUAGGGAAGGCACCGAUUCUCGUUUUGUAAAAUUAAAACCUGUAUUCAAAGGCUCAAUUUUGAAAUCUGGUGGCAUACAAAGCAUUCCUCUUACAGUGGAAUGGUCAACUUCACCUCCUCAUGAAUACUUGCUUGUUGGUUGCCAUGAUGGGACAGUUGCCAUAUGGAAAUUCUCAGAGAAUGUUUCCUCUAAAGACACAAGGCCUUUGCUUUGUUUCAGUGCAGAUACAGCUCCUAUUAGAUCAGUUGGCUGGGCCCCAGUGGAGAGUGAUUCAGAGGGUGCAAAUGUUAUAUUAACCGUGGGACAUGGAGGCUUAAAAUUCUGGGACAUUCGUGAUCCAUUCCGUCCUCUGUGGGAAAUUCAUCCAGCGCCAAGGAAUAUAAAUAGUGCGGAUUGGCUUCCUGAUCCAAGAUGUGUUAUUUUAUCCUCUGAUGAUGGAACAAUGAGGACACUCAGCUUAACAAAAGCUGCUUAUGAUGUACCUGCCACCGGGAAACCAUUUACUGGUACGAAACAGCAAGGGUUGCAUGCUUAUUUUUGUUUAUCCUUCGCUAUCUGGAGCGUUCAUGUUUCAAGAGAAACAGGUAUGGUUGCAUAUUGCGGUGCAGAUGGAAAUGUUCUUCGUUUUCAGCUUACAACAAAAGCAGUGGACAAAGAUCAUUCUCGAAACCGUGCUCCUCAUUUUCUGUGUGGUUCACUGACAGAGGAUGAAUCGAUUGUUACAAUCAACACUGUUAUACCAGACACUCCUGUCCCUGUACUUUUGAAGAAGUCACUCAACAAAUUCGGGGAUAAUCCAAUUGCAUUGCGAGACGUCUUAACAAGGGCAAAUCAGGCAAAGCGAGAAGAUGAUGAUAAGAUGGAAGAUCAACCUGCCUCCAGUGAUCAAAAUUUAGCUCUUUGUUAUGACAAUGAUUUGGGAGUUGAAUCCAAUCCUGAAGAAGAAACAUUAGCUUUGCUCAAGAGGCAGAAACCUUCAAAACAUGCAGAAGAGAAGCUGGCGUUGGUGUCUGUAGAUAAUGAAGCAAGAAACUCACAGAGAAAAGAGAUCGAUAAAUCUAGUAAUUUUGAAGCUCUGCCUUCGAAAGCUGUAGCCAUGCAUAAAGUGAGAUGGAACAUGAAUAAGGGUAGUGAGAAAUGGUUGUGCUCUGGAGGGGCUGCUGGAAUUGUUCGUUGUCAAGAGAUUAUUUUAUCGGAUAUUGAAAGAAAGUGGGUCAUGAAAAAAUAAGAUUAGUUAGUGGUACUCAUAAAGAGAAAAAAACAUAAUUCAUUGUUCUUCUGACAGGCUGUAUCAUUUUCUAUUUGAUUUUCUUUCCUUUUCUCUUUUUGUAAAGAUUUAACUUGCUACUUUGGAAGGCAUUUAAAUUAAAAGGUUUAUACAUAUUUUACUUGUUUA
This is a messenger RNA of Humulus lupulus (European hop), 4708 nucleotides long. RefSeq lists its product as uncharacterized. Gene Ontology annotation, biological process: transcription by RNA polymerase III. Gene Ontology annotation, cellular component: transcription factor TFIIIC complex. Gene Ontology annotation, molecular function: protein binding. The transcript has 2 exons. The record is from RefSeq and is a predicted model, not a curated record. Lineage: Eukaryota; Viridiplantae; Streptophyta; Magnoliopsida; Rosales; Cannabaceae. The coding region runs from base 2087 to 4540 and encodes 817 amino acids.